AUGCAGGCCGAUGGCGAAUCAGUCUCCGCACCUCCAGUGGUUAUGCAAGAGAUGAUAAUCCAUGAUUCACCGCUGAAACUCGAGCAUCAACAGGCACAUACCUUCUAUGGGCAGAAUGUCGCCGUUUUUCACAGCAAGAGCAGGUCACUCAGCUCCUCUGACGCGGACACCACCUCCGACAUGGACUCAAGCCAUACAGGACGAUUCACUGCAGAUUUUGCAAAACCCACACGCAGUAUCUCUGAAUAUGCGCAGCAGGCGGUGCCAAUUCACGUCCAACCUCCACCCACAAAAAUAGAAUUCAUUUCUCACCCGUAUUCUUCGGAACGGAGGAUUGUCCUGGAAAAUGUCCACAACCUCGAGCCCUGGACACAACCUUCGUUCAUCCCACUUCCCGAUUACGUCGUUCGCUACCUUCACGAUGUCGACCUGGUCGAAAUGCCGAAGAAAACCGAAUUCGAGGCCGGUCUGCAGGUAUUCCGAAAGAACAUGAUGGAACCGCUCAGAGAGACGGCUUUUUUUCCUGCAGAUCGGUAUGCUGUAGUUGCGCGGUCGCUCGCUACGGGUGACAUGUCGAUGCUAUCUGAUCGCGUUCGCUCUUGGGCGCUGGUGCAUCGCCUUUCCUCUGUCUCUGACAAAUACAACGUCAUCCUCGUCCCCCGGGACUCUGUCUAUUCAAUGGACGCAGCAAGCGCAGAGACGCACCGCCAGCAAUUUGUCACCGACCUGCUGAGUGGGAAAAAUGGCCCAGAUCACCUCCAGUAUCAUCAUUACGACCGCCUGCCAGUGCAGAACCAGCUCUACGAUAUUUUAACUUAUGUGCAUCGUUCCCAUCUUCCUGCUGCCCAGAUGCUGAUAGAAAUUGACCGUCUGAGAUUCGCCUUUAUCACCUGGCCAAUGGCAGAAAUGUAUGUCAGGAUGUGCCCACUGUGCAAUAUGCGCGCAAAGCAGUUGCAGGAACAAACACACCAAAGCAUCUCCGCAGCCUAA
Molecule: messenger RNA, 990 nt
Organism: Cyclocybe aegerita
Lineage: Eukaryota; Fungi; Basidiomycota; Agaricomycetes; Agaricales; Hemipholiotaceae
Source: the annotation of a GenBank genome assembly